AUGCACAUUCUCGCAGCAAGAAGAGAACCUAAUAAUCCACCAUCUGCACUAUCGGAGAAUUCCCGCGCUGCUCCACCGGAAAGCCACUCUCCACACCACCCGAGGAUUCCCCCGCUGCUCCACCGGAAACCCACUCUCCUCACCACCCGAAUCUCUACCGGAAUCUCCUCACCACCACCGGAAAGCCACUCUCCUCACCACCCGAAUCUCCACCGGAAAGCCACUCACUCUCAUCACCACCCGAGUCUCCACCGGAAAGCCACUCUCCUCACCACCCGAAUCUCCACCGGAAAGCCACUCACUCUCAUCACCACCCGAAUCUCCACCGGAAAGCCACUCUCCUCACCACCCGAAUCUCCACCGGAAAGCCACUCUCCGCACCACCGGAGAAUUCCUGCGCUGAUCCACCCGAAAGCCACUCUCCGCACCCCCCGAACCCAUCCUCCAGCUGCUUCGCGCACCACCCACCGUCCAAAUCCCGGCGACCACCGUCCGGCAGCCCCAUUUAAAAAAGAAAAACCUCGAUCACUGAAAAACUGA
Messenger RNA from Magnolia sinica, 540 nucleotides. Its product is annotated as early nodule-specific protein 2-like. The coding region runs from base 1 to 540 and encodes 179 amino acids. The transcript has a single exon. Lineage: Eukaryota; Viridiplantae; Streptophyta; Magnoliopsida; Magnoliales; Magnoliaceae. The record is from RefSeq and is a predicted model, not a curated record.